CGGCCCGGAACCAUGUGACGCAGUAGGCGCUCGGGGCGGCGUGGUCGCGCUGGCGGAGCGGCCUCGGCGCCUGAGUUGGCUGGGUGCUGCCCGAGUUGGCUGGGUGCUGCCCUGGCGACGUCUCCCGGCGGGUCUCGGCCUCUGUGUGCACGCGCCCGCUUGCUCGCGCUCGCGGUCCUGGGCACUGCCGGAAAGGAAUAAUGCUGUCAGCAUGUCUGCACACUCCAUGCUCUGUGAACGAAUCGCCAUAGCCAAGGAACUGAUCAAGAGAGCAGAAUCACUUUCUAGAUCAAGAAAAGGUGGCAUUGAAGGUGGUGCAAAGCUGUGCAGCAAAUUGAAGGCAGAAUUAAAAUUCUUACAGAAAGUAGAAGCUGGGAAAGUAGCUAUUAAAGAAUCCCAUUUACAGAGCACUAAUCUAACACACCUGAGAGCCAUUGUGGAAUCAGCAGAAAACCUGGAAGAAGUUGUUAGUGUUCUUCAUGUCUUUGGUUACACAGAUACGUUGGGAGAAAAGCAGACUCUUGUGGUGGAUGUGGUUGCAAAUGGUGGUCAUACUUGGGUGAAAGCCAUUGGCCGAAAGGCUGAAGCUCUGCAUAAUAUCUGGCUGGGCAGGGGCCAGUAUGGUGACAAAAGCAUCAUUGAGCAGGCUGAAGACUUCCUCCAGGCCAGUCACCAGCAGCCAGUACAGUAUAGCAACCCUCACAUUAUCUUUGCAUUUUACAACAGUGUCUCCAGCCCCAUGGCAGAGAAGCUGAAAGAAAUGGGCAUAUCUGUCAGAGGAGACAUAGUAGCAGUCAACUCUCUGUUAGAUCACCCUGAGGAGCUCCAAUUAAGUGAGAGUGAAUCAGAUGAAGAGGGCCCUGAACUUUUGCAGGUGACCAGAGUAGACCGAGAAAAUAUACUGGCAAGUGUUGCGUUUCCAACAGAGAUUAAGGUUGAUGUGUGCCGAAGAGUAAAUCUGGACAUUACUACUUUAAUCACAUAUGUAUCUGCCCUCAGCUAUGGAGGCUGCCACUUCGUUUUCAAAGAAAAAGUGCUCACAGAACAAGCAGAGCAAGAGAGAAAAGAGCAGGUUCUACCUCAGCUGGAGGCAUUUAUGAAGGACAAAGAGUUGUUUGCUUGUGAAUCUGCUGUCAAAGAUUUUCAGUCCAUUCUAGAUACCUUAGGAGGACCUGGGGAGAGAGAGAGAGCCACUACGCUAAUUAAGCGAAUUAAUGUGGUUCCAGACCAGCCUUCUGAGCGUGCCUUGAGACUAGUGGCCAGUUCGAAAAUUAAUAGCCGCUCAUUAACGAUUUUUGGGACAGGAGACACCCUAAAAGCCAUCACAAUGACUGCCAAUAGUGGUUUUGUCAGAGCUGCAAACAACCAGGGUGUUAAAUUUAGUGUGUUUAUACAUCAGCCCAGAGCACUUACUGAGAGUAAAGAGGCCCUAGCCACUCCCUUACCAAAAGAACACACAGCUGGCAGUGAACACUAAUGAUAUCCUUUAAAUAUUUUCAUGGAAAUAAGUUAUUUAUACCAAAGGCUGGGUCCUCCCAUCUAAACUGGUGAAAAAGAAGGUCUAUAGUAAAAACAGUACUUAGAACUCUUAAACCAGUAGUUUAUUUUGUGUCUCAUCUAUAUUUAAAGUGUGUAACUGCCAAAAGUAGAAAAAGCACAAGAGAUAACCUUAUUUAUCAAACUGUGUGUUAGAGCAAUUAAAAACAGAAAUACAUCUAUGUAAGGCCUUCAGCUAUGUUGUAAUACUUUUGUUUGAUUCUGUAGGGCUACAGCACCCCUACUGGAAUAUGGCUACACUGCAUCUUGCAUUAAAUAUCUGGAGAAAACUC
Lemur catta (Ring-tailed lemur) is the source of this 1829-nucleotide messenger RNA. RefSeq names its product chromosome 11 C7orf25 homolog (gene C11H7orf25). Bases 212 to 1477 code for a protein of 421 amino acids. NCBI's taxonomy places the organism in Eukaryota, Metazoa, Chordata, Mammalia, Primates, Lemuridae. The record is from RefSeq and is a predicted model, not a curated record. The transcript has 2 exons.